AUGCGCGGCGGCGACCGCGCGGAUGCGGCGACGCCGCUGCUGGCGCGCGGCGGCGCCUGGCGGCGGCCGACGACGCGGCGGCUGCUGCUCGCCGCCAUUGGCGCGCUCGCCGUCGCCUGCGUCGUGCUGCCGGCGCGGCCCGCCGGCGCGCGCGCGUCGGCGCUGCGCGCGGCGGCGUCGGCGCCGCGCAUCCUGGCGUCGAACAAGUACGGCGGCGCGCCGUCCUUCGCCAGCUACCGCUUCUCGCGCGGCGACGGUCGCGCGGAGGCGCGGCUCCUCGUGGAGCCCGCGCGGCCCUCCACCCUCACGCUCGACGGCGCCGGUUCGGCGCCGGCCUGGCGCCUCGAGGGCGCCGACGCCGCCGGCGCCGCGCUGCGCGGCGACGUCGUCACCGCCGACCGGCCCGGGUCCUUCCGCGUCGUCGCGGCCGUCGGCGGACGGACUGUCGCGUCCGCCGUCGCGCACUGCCGCUACGUGCGGCGCGAGAUCCGCGCGCUCGACGCGGAGGACCGAAAGCGCUACCUCGGCGCGCUGCGCGCCAUGGCCACGACGCCCAAGGCCGCGGGCCUCGCGGCCUACGGCUCCGGCUUCCGCACG
This is a messenger RNA of Aureococcus anophagefferens, 597 nucleotides long. RefSeq lists its product as hypothetical. The record is from RefSeq and is a predicted model, not a curated record. The transcript has a single exon. The annotation marks the transcript as partial. Lineage: Eukaryota; Pelagophyceae; Pelagomonadales; Pelagomonadaceae.